UGAUUGAUUUACGAACUCAAGGCUGUUUUGAACUCAACAUAACGAUGAAAAAUCGCGAAAAGUCCUGAAUUCGCCCAUAGGAACGUCUGCUUAUUGCAAUGUCCAUGACGAUGUUGAUCUUUCUGGGUUGGUUUGGAUUGUGUUUCAAUGGCGUGAUAGCCGGAGCGUAUGUAUCGGAAAAGGAGCUAGUAACUGAAACGGAGACCUUACAUAAACUACUGGAUGAAUAUGAUAUUCGCACUAGACCUGAAGUGCAAAAGAAACCUGUCAAAGUUGAAGUAACAGGACAGAUUCAACAAUUCAAGGAUAUCAAAGAAUCAACUAUGGAAUAUACGUCCAGUGUUUUUCUUAUUCAAACUUGGAAAGAUCCAAGACUGAAACAUGACUUUGCGGGAACUCUGUCAUUGAACGGAGAGGAAGUCACUAAAAGAAUAUGGACACCUGACACAUACGUCCCAAACUCUAACCAAUUCAUAUUGAAUGGUAAAAAUCAGUUAGCUGUCAUUUCAAAAAAUGGAACAGUCUAUUACAGUGCAAGAAUAAGAAUUGUGGCUGCGUGUCAAAUGUAUCUACAAAAUUUCCCCAUGGAUGUUCAAGAAUGUGAAUUGAGAAUUGAAAGUUAUGCCUAUCCCGUCGAACACAUGCAACUGGAGUGGAAUAAAACAAAGCAACCAAUUAUAGUGAUAAAUACACAAAUGGCUGAAUUUGAAAUUGCUGAUAUUACCUGCACCAGUGAGAAUGUCACGUAUAACGCAGGAAAGUACACUCGCUUGAGGGCGAAGUUUACGUUUCAACGUCGGAUGGGUUUUUACCUUAUUCAAGUUUAUCUUCCAACUUUAAUCAUUACAAUGCUCAGCUGGUUAUCCUUAUUUAUCGAUCCAAGACACAUUGGAGACAGGGUGUCCUUAGGGAUCACAACGAUUCUUACGAUAGUUUUCUUACUCGGUACCAACAAUUCCUCCAUGCCUCGCGUGAGUUAUGCCAAAGCUAUAGACUGGUAUCUAAUCACAAGUUUUAUGUUCGUGUUUGCAACAUUGGUCGAGUCCCUUAUCGUUUUCAAAUUUUCUGGUUAUGAUGAUAUGCUAAAAGAGCAUGAGGAAAAAAAAGCUAAAGCAGCAGAAGGAUACAAACCCAACAAUAUAAUGAGGGAGGACUCGAUGAAGCAAGAGGCAACAUCUCCUUGUUUAGUCGACGAAAAUGGCGAAACACGACGUGCAGGAUAUGCAUACAACGACUUUGACCGUCGUAGCCGCGGUUCAAUUGCUCUUCCAAAGUGCUUUGCAAGAGCUGCACUCUAUAACUCCAAGUGCGAGUUUUCUGUUAGCCAGAUGAUUGAUCGUGUUUGCCGCAUUUUAUUUCCGGCCUUGUUCUUAUUCAUGAAUAUCAUGUAUUGGGGUCUUUUGGCAACACAUUAGGUUACAACCUUUAUGAAGAAUGACCUAUAACUAUUACUUUAUCUUGUAAAGUAAGCUUUUGGGAUUACCAUAGCUCUUCUUUAGUUUCCAGGGAACAUUAUAA
Molecule: messenger RNA, 1518 nt
Organism: Dendronephthya gigantea
Lineage: Eukaryota; Metazoa; Cnidaria; Anthozoa; Malacalcyonacea; Nephtheidae
Product: gamma-aminobutyric acid receptor subunit beta-2-like
Exons: 10
Coding region: 99-1415 (438 amino acids)
Biological process (GO): chemical synaptic transmission; signal transduction; nervous system process
Cellular component (GO): neuron projection; synapse; membrane
Molecular function (GO): neurotransmitter receptor activity; extracellular ligand-gated monoatomic ion channel activity; transmembrane signaling receptor activity
Source: RefSeq, a predicted model, not a curated record